CUCUCUGCUCCCUCCCUCCGUCGCCCCUGUUUUGUUGUUUGGCUAAAGAUGGCGUUAGCGGCUAUUACAGGCGAUUGCAUUUUGUUUCACCCAAAUUAUUCGAUCAGUAGUAACAACACGUUGAUCAACACGAGCUUUGAUUCGUCCUUGAAUGUGUGAAAGCAGGGUUUAUUGAGAAUAAGGCUCGUCCAGUGUGUGGUAUUACGCUUGGUUGGCCUUCUCAAGCUGUAGGCCUGUUUUUCAGGGAGUGGACCGAAGCUGCUGGAACUCCAUCUCCCAUCAGCGCGUGCGGCGUCAGGUGGUACGACUUCUCUUCUAAAUGGUAUCUGUAGUUUUUUCACCACAACAGGAAGUUAAAUUUUUGUUGGAAACUUAAAAAAAAUGUGAAAGAAACUGAAAAUUCACAAGCUAGGUAGUGUUUUAAAGAACCAGGAAGUGUGAGUGUUUGACUGUAAACACACAGUGAUGCUUCACAGUGUGUGUGACACCUGUCUACACUGAGAGGAACACACUUAGACUACUGAACUAGUACCUGCAAGAUGUCUGUGUCACCUGUUCAGAGUGACUUGAAGCAAUCUCGAGGAUCCCCAUCAUCUCCAGAGUCCUCUCUGACCUGGUGCUUGGCUCACCUCCCCAAACCCAAAUCAGGGUCUGAUCUUCAAGGGCAUGGGAAGUCUGACUCUGGUGGUGGCAAAGACAUUGAGAAGAGGUCCAGAGUCACUCAGUGGAGAGCCCUGGUUGCUAUUAGGACACAGCACAUCAAAGGUGAUAAGACUGGCAUUGCCAGAUUUAGGACUCAAGGUGGUCUCCCUCCCCUGUUGGACCUUCUCAAAGACCCGGAGUGCUCCAAGAAAACGCUGGACCUGGCUCUCAGCAUCCUGGCAAACUGUUGCACAGAGCUGCAGACACGGAUCGAGAUCCGUAAGCAUGACGGGAUAAGCAUCAUAGUGGACAUUCUGAAGAGAAAUGUGGCGCUGGUGACCGUCCAGAACAGAGCGGCCCGGGCUUUAGGAAACUUGGCCAUGGAUCCUGAGAGUGCUGCACUCAUCCACUCAGCCGGUAGUGUUCCCCUCCUCCUCCUCUGUGUAUCUCUGUCCUCUGGCCCUUCAUCCCCCACGGCUGCUCCACCCAAAGAACCCUGUCCCAAACUGGAGUGUGCUCAGUCAGCUGCCCGAGCCCUCCUCUACCUCUCAGAUACGCCCUCUAACCGCCUGUCACUGCUUACCCAAGGGACCUUCUCUUCCCUCGCCCCUCUUAUUGCACCAGAAUACCCCCAGGGUUUGAGGCGAGUGGCGCUCAGGACCCUCCACGAGCUGACCAGAGGCUGUGGCGUCGAAUGUGCCAGGGCGGUGUCCCGCUCAGGAGUCCUUUCCCAGCUUGGCUUCAUGGUCUCCGAAGAGCCUGAUAAACCUUUUGAGGAGCUGGCACUGAAAACCCUGGCUAACAUGUGUACCCAAGGCUGCCUGAGGCCCCUCGUGGGGUCACUGGGGGUCAUUCAGAAGUUCACAGAGGAGGUCAAAAAGGACCCACUUAAGUCUGGAGUCUUCUUCAAGGUGCUGUGCUUGUGCUGCAAGGAGGCGGUUAACCGUGCCAAGGUGAAGGAGAGUGGUGGAUUAGAGGUGCUGGUCAGCUUCCUGUCUGCCCAUCAGAGUCAUCCCCUCUCCCGACUCGCCAUCCUGGCCUGUGUGGACUUUGUGUUUGAUGAAUCUGCUAUGGAGCAGCUGCAAGAGUUAGGGCUGGUCCCUCUUCUUGUUGCACGGCUAGUUGAGCUUAGCAGAGGUGAGGAACAAUCUGCUGAGAAGAUGGAUGUUAACCUCUCCUCCAGCAUGUCUCCAACGGAGCUCCUCCCCUCGUCCUGUCUGGAGUCUUUUGACUUCCCUCCUCCUGAGGGCUACAAGAAGGAAGAAGCUGCUAAAGAGCAAGGUCUGUGUUCAUCAAGCUUUUUGAGUCUCAGGUCCUGGUUGAUGUCUGAGGGACUGAUCUCCUCAGAGGGAGACCUUCUGGACUCCCCUGGUGGUGAAGGGGAAUGGGGGAAUCUUCAGAUCUCUGCGUCUUCAUCCCCUCAAACUUCCUCCCCAAACGCUGAUCUCCUUUCCUCUCUUAAGAAUGUACCUUCCUCCAGUCCUGCUGCCUCCUCCGUUCCUAAAAAAGUGUCAUCUUCAGCCAAACCAGCUCCUUUAAGUCCUCAACCUUGCAGUGCCCCAACACCACCACCACAGCCCAGUUCCUCCACCAUCUCCUCUCCCACUAAAAUAACUCCAACACCAGUUUCUCCGUCAAAGUUCUCCUCCCCUCACAGGAGGAGGCAGCGUGCUCAGUCUGCAACAAGUCUGACUAAGUUCAACCUGGAUACCCCUCCUCCUGCGUCCCUCACUCAGGCUUACCAGCACCCUUACCACCCUGAACCCUGGACCCCAGAGUCGCCCAUCCUCCUGCUGCUGUCCCGCUUCUCCCACGCCACCGACCCAAGCGCUGCUUUGGUCAGCUCGGGCGCCAUGUCCGGCUUGCUCUGCUACCUCACCCGGCACCAGGACCCCAGCAGCAGGUGCCUCCGAAUGCUCUGCCGCCUUAGCUGCAACCCAAACUGUUUGCAGGCGCUGGUCCGGACCGGCUCGGUUGCACUGAUUCAUCACCAGCUCUGCCAAAGAGAGAGAGGAUCAGAGGGAGAGGAGAGGCAGACGAGCAGAGUGAAAGCCAAAGUCAGACAACUUGGUGUUGCUCUUCUCAAUAAUCUGCGUGUCCAGUGUGAGUCUGGAUUUGGGUCUGGGGUUCUGGCCCAUGUGAUGCUGUCAGGCUCUGAGUCAGACAAGAUGAACUGUGCGCUGUCUCUGCCGUUGAUUAACAGCAACAAGUCCCUGUUGAAGAAACUUCUUCUGGACAGCGGCGGUCUGCUCUUGGCUCUACAGCCGCUCUGUUAUGAUGAACAUGAUGAGGAUGAAGAGCACCCGGCUGAAUGUGGCAAGCUGCCUUCUGAUUGGUUGAGUUCACCACAUUUAGGCCUGACUUCUCAGCUCCACUCGCUCUACUUCUCCCUCCUGAUCGGAUGUCUGUCCACCCUGAUGAGUGGCACCAAAAUUGAACUUGACAAAAAACACAUAAGUCCAGUUACACCUGUCAGUAACAGUGACAGAGAUUCACCCCCUCCCUCCAAAAAACCUCGCCUGGCUCACACCUGUCCUUACGGAGGCUCGAACUUUGACCUCCUCUUGCUGCUAGAUGACGGGACUCAGGUCCCUGCAAGCAGAGAGGCUGUAGCCGGGGCCGAGGGAACAGACAGGGUCGGGUCUGAGUACUUCAGGGCUCUGUUGAGAGGUGGAUUUGGAGAAGCUCAGGGUAAUGCAAAGGGUCCCAUUUGCAUUAAAGAUGUCAGUGCAGGAAUGCUGCUACCUGUGCUGCAUUACCUGCAUGGAUGUCGCCUUAGCAAGGACACAGAAACAAGGGAAGGAGAGAAAGGAGAAAGGUGUCAGGUUUUGGACACAAUAGUCCGAGAAGGUUUGGGGAUCUCCCAAAAAGAGACACAUGACCGAUCAGCUGAAGACUUUGCUUUUGAGAAAAGAUCUUUCGGUGAGAUGAUGAUGGGUGCGUGCAGAUUUUUGGUGACUGAGCUGCAGAGAGAGCUGGAGGAUCUGUGUGUGUCUCUCCUCCUGUCCUGUUCCACCACAGCUUCUAGUAGAGCUGCAGCAGUUCUCAAAGAGGAAAACACUGAAAAACCUGCUUCCAAAACAGACCAAGACUGCCUCGAGUCUGCUGAGGAGGAGAACCUGGCAAAUCGAACAUCUGAGUUGGAGUUGACUGGUUGUGAAGUGCAAUCUGAAAAUCAAACAGGACAGGGGGAGAAACUAAACAGCUCAACACAUCAGACAGAGAAUCAAACGUCUUCAUCUGUAGGCCAUAAGACAAUCAAAACUGUGUCUACAUCGAGUGUCUGUUCAUCGGCUGCAAACAAAUCACCCGUUCAAGAGAAGCCCGGGUUAGAACCAAAGAACUUGAUGAAAAGUUCAGUGCAGCUGUCCAAACCAGCAGCUCAGGACUCCACUUCCUCUUCAGCAGCCAGUACAAGAGGUGAGGCCCUGGCUGCCCUCCUCCCCCAGCUGUACUGGUUUUCCCAGCGGUACAGCUACCCAGCACUGGGUCGGGCCUGCCUGUCUCUACUGCUCGGCUGUCAGGACUGUCCUCGGCCUUUCUUGUCCUCCACCCUCACUGGAGAUUGCCUUCGCCGGCUUGCCAGAGAGUCUGACUGUACACAGAGUCUGAAAAAGGACCUGUUAUAUCUGGCCACAGCUGCUCUGAGCUGAGCGAGGAGGGAUGAAGGCACGAGUUCGGAGAGCACAGAUUUAGUGUCCUCUGGAAAAGUUGCAACAUCAGCACGAUUACCUCAAAAACAGGCUGCAUGAAUUUCAUCAGCAAACUACUUUAGACUCUUUUUUUUCAAAGACUGGAAGCAUACAUUUCUCUUAAGUUUUCAUGUACCCUGAUAUGAACUGUAGCCUGUCCCAGUAUGACUUAAUGUAUCACUUACUUUUGUCCAAUCAGCUUUUGAUUACAUGUGUCAUGUAAUUUUUUUUCUUUAUUAGGGAACCCGAGCAAAUGUCUGCGACGCAUUUGACAAAUGUCAUUGAACUGGGAGUACUGGAGGGCUGGUUGUUUAUUUUGUACAUAGAGAUGAUAUGAAUAAGCAGAUAUACUGUGUAUAGACAGAUUCAAACUGUCACAUAUUCAUUUAUGCCACUAAAUAUAUUGCUGAAAACUU
Molecule: messenger RNA, 4750 nt
Organism: Notolabrus celidotus (New Zealand spotty)
Lineage: Eukaryota; Metazoa; Chordata; Actinopteri; Labriformes; Labridae
Gene: armc5
Product: armadillo repeat containing 5
Exons: 6
Coding region: 540-4295 (1251 amino acids)
Biological process (GO): anatomical structure morphogenesis
Cellular component (GO): cytosol
Molecular function (GO): protein binding
Source: RefSeq, a predicted model, not a curated record